UAACAGAAGCUCAGAAAGGCGGAGGGAGGAGGUGUAGGAGGAGCAGCAGCAGCAGGAGGAGGUGGAGGAGGAGGAGGCCAUGGCUGGACAAUGACUGACGUGGAAAGUGUCAGGAGUGAGUAACAAAGUUCAGCGUGGGUUAAAAACAAUAAAAAAAUAGAAAAUAAAAGCUCCACCUGCUGCCCCCGGAGCGCCGCCGCGUGUGUGGCCGGACACGGCGCCAUGAGCCUGGACAAAGCGAAGCUGUGCGACUCGCUGCUGACCUGGUUGCAGACGUUUCAGGUGCCGUCAUGCAACAGCAAGCAAGACCUGACGAGCGGAGUGGCCAUCGCACACGUGCUGCACAGGAUAGACCGCUCUUGGUUUAAUGAGACGUGGCUCGGCAGGAUCAAGGAGGAGAGCGGGGCCAACUGGCGCCUCAAGGUCAGCAACUUGAAAAAGAUUCUGAAGAGCAUGCUGGAAUAUUAUCAUGACGUGCUCGGGCACCAGGUAGCAGAGGAGCACCUGCCGGACGUGAACCUCAUCGGAGAGAUGGGAGACGUCACUGAACUGGGGAAGCUGGUGCAGCUCGUGCUGGGCUGCGCCGUCAGCUGUGAGAAGAAACAAGAGCAAAUCCAGCAGAUAAUGACGCUGGAGGAAUCCGUCCAGCACGUUGUGAUGACAGCCAUUCAGGAGCUUUUAUCAAAGGAGCCUUCAUCAGAACCGGGAAGUCCAGAGACCUACGGGGACUUUGACUACCAGUCCAGGAAGUAUUAUUUUCUAAGUGAGGAGGCGUACGACAAGGAGGACCUGAGCCAUCGCUGUCGAGACCUGGAACAUCAGCUGUCGGUGGCUCUGGAGGAGAGGUCGUCCCUGCUGGCCGAGACCCGCUCCCUGAAGGAGAAGCUGAGUCGCAGCGACUCUCUGGACGCCUCCACCACGGCCAUCACUGGCAAGAAGCUGCUGCUGCUGCAGAGUCAGAUGGAGCAGCUUCAGGAGGAGAACUACAGGCUGGAGAACAGCAGGGACGACAUGCGUGUGCGGGGAGAGAUUCUCGAACGCGAGGUCACCGAGCUGCAGCUGCGUAACGAGGAGCUGACCAGCCUGGCGCAGGAGGCCCAGGCCCUCAAAGACGAGAUGGACAUCCUCAGGCACUCGUCUGACCGGGUGAACCAGCUCGAAACGCUGGUGGAGACGUACAAGAGGAAGCUGGAGGAUCUGGGCGACCUGCGCAGACAGGUGCGCCUCCUGGAGGAGCGCAACACCGUGUACAUGCAGCGCACCUGCGAGCUGGAGGAGGAGCUGCGCCGGGCCAACGCCGUCCGCAGUCAGCUGGACACCUACAAGAGACAGGUUCAUGAGCUUCACACCAAGCACUCAGCGGAGGCCAUGAAAGCUGAGAAAUGGCAGUUUGAGUACAAGAACCUUCACGACAAGUAUGACGCACAGCUGAAGGAGAAAGAACGUCUGAUCUCGGAGAGAGACACACUGCGGGAGACGAACGACGAGCUCAGGUGUGCCCAGGUGCAACAGAGAGGUCUCAGCGGAGCCGGAGGCCUGUGCGACAGUGAUGUCACAGUGGGAAACCUGGCUGCAGAGAUCAUGCCCGCUGAGCUCAAGGAGACGGUGGUGCGUCUGCAGAGCGAAAACAAGAUGCUGUGCGUCCAGGAGGAGACCUGCAGGCAGAAAGUCGUGGAGGCGCAGGCCGAGCUGGAGGACGCUCAGCGCAGCAAGAACGCUCUGGAAACUCAGAACAGACUAAACCAGCAGCAGAUCUCAGAGCUGCGUUCACAGGUGGAGGAGCUCCAGAAAGCGCUUCAGGAGCAGGACAGCAAGACUGAAGAUGCCAUCUCGUCCUUACUGAAGAAGAAGCUCGAGGAGCAUUUGGAGAAGCUCCAUGAAGCUCACUCAGAUCUCCAAAAGAAGCGAGAGGUCAUCGAUGACCUCGAGCCCAAAGUGGACAGCAACAUGGCGAAGAAGAUCGAUGAACUCCAGGAGAGCCUGCGGAAGAAGGACGAGGACAUGAAGCAGAUGGAGGAGCGGUACAAACGCUACGUGGAGAAGGCGAGAACGGUGAUCAAAACUCUGGAUCCAAAGCAGCCGGUCACCGCGACUCCGGACGUUCAGGCCCUGAAAAACCAGCUGACGGAGAAGGAGAAGAAAAUCCAGCACCUGGAGCAUGACUACGAGAAGAGCAGAGCCAGGCAUGACCAGGAGGAGAAACUCAUCAUCACGGCGUGGUACAACAUGGGGAUGGCGUUGCAUCAGAAGGUUUCUGGCGAGCGGCUCGGCCCCUCUAACCAGGCCAUGUCCUUCCUCGCCCAGCAGCGACAGUCCACCAACGCCAAGAGAGGCCUGACGCGACACCACCCGAGAUAAAACGUCCGGACGGGCAGAUGAGGUGACUCCACCUGAACUCCCUGUACCUGUUUUUGUUGCCUUCUUCGACUGGAUCGCUGCACCUCAGAGAGAGUAUUCCUCAUGCUGCUACUGCCCCCUGCUGGCUCUUUGAUCAGUUUGUUUCUCCGUAGAGCCUCAGAGGAGAACGAGACACUGAACAAAAGAGGCUGUCUCACCUUUUAAGGUGACUUUUAUUUCCUCUGUAGCCUCUUGAACUCUUUCCUGUUUGUUUUAAACCUUUUUUUUUAGUUAGUCUUUUAUGUUAAACAAUAAGCUGGAAUGUGAAGUAGACAUGUCGAGGUUACAGUUAGGAGUUAUUACGAAAGCUACGCAGCCUAUAAACUGAUGUUUGUUUAGAAUUUUCUUUUAUUUUUGUCUUCUCGUGUUUUUGAGGUGAGUUCUUUCUUUUUUUUUAAUCCGAAGGACCUCGAAAAGAUGUAAAAGAUCAUGAGGGUGUGUUUAAUGGCUUUUAGUUUUUGUCCUCUUUGUAUUCACUUGAAUCUUUUUUUCUCUAAACACCAAAGCACUUUCCUUACUUAGAACGGUGGGUUUGUCCUCGGGUGCCUCGCUGAAAAAUACUUUAAAACUGCUCCCUCUGUGGACGAGACUGAAGUUUGAGAUACUCCUCGUCUCUCUUAACGUACACGUCGCACUGCAGGCUCGUGAUUUUUCAUUCGUUGCCUGUAAAUUUACUUUUAGAUUUGAUAUUUUUGCUUCCCAAAGAUUUAAACAGGGUGUUGGUUGUAGGUACGAUCUAAAUGCACUCACCACUUUAGACUCUGAUGUCUCUCAGACUGGAAAACUACUAACAAUGUGAUCUAAAAAACACUAAGAUGACUCAGCUCGUGGCUGUUUAUCACCUCAUUUGGAAGUAAGUGUACUCGUCGAUACGCUGGAAUUCCUGCCUGCUGACAGGAUGUCGGAGGCGGGUUUAAAGGUUGCGCCUCCGUAAAUAGACGGCGCUUUUAUUAACGCUAACCUUUUUGUUCUUUUUCAAGUCGUUUUUAGUGCGUCCCAUCUCAGAGCUAAGACCCUUUCUGCGCCUCGUCCCUGUGAAUAUUUGUGCUGACCGUCUACGCCGACCAGAAUCCUGCUGUUGUUGUGUGCACACGUUUGCUUUAAGUUGAUAUUUAUGGCGUUUAAAUCAUGAUCUUUGCUACACGUUUGCAUGGUUUGAAGGGGUUAACUCAUAGUGUUUUUGUUUGUGUCAUUACUGGUCCGGUAGAUUAUAGCAGAAUGUCCUUCACAUGGGGAUCUGAGGCAAGUUCAAGAUUUGUAGUCCUGUUCUACUUUUGCACUACAAAUAAAUGGGAUCUUAAGAUAAAA
Larimichthys crocea (large yellow croaker) is the source of this 3705-nucleotide messenger RNA. It is a transcript of the gene hook2, whose product is annotated as hook microtubule-tethering protein 2. The record is from RefSeq and is a predicted model, not a curated record. The coding region runs from base 223 to 2358 and encodes 711 amino acids. Lineage: Eukaryota; Metazoa; Chordata; Actinopteri; Sciaenidae. The transcript has 23 exons. Gene Ontology annotation, molecular function: microtubule binding; dynein light intermediate chain binding. Gene Ontology annotation, cellular component: cytoplasm; centrosome. Gene Ontology annotation, biological process: cytoplasmic microtubule organization; cytoskeleton-dependent intracellular transport.